AUUAUUCGGGCACCAAUAUACCCACACGCCACUGCCGCUUAUUAUAGGGUGUAAUCAAAACAAAUGCACAAAAGUUAGGUUAGUUUAGUGUUGUAUAUAAAAGCAGCAGCAGUUGCAGUUGCAUCUCCAAUCGAGUGUCAGCAGGGAAAUAAAAAUGUUUAAAAUAAUCAUCUGCCUGUUGUUGAUAACAACAAUACAGGCCAGCACGUCCUCCCAUUGGGGAUUUACCACCAAGCCGGGCUUUACCUCCAUAACUCGUAGUACUAGCUAUAAAUCAAUGACAGCCUCUCGCUCAACUACAACCAGUCGCACUACAAACCAAAUCGUAGCCGAAGGUAAAUUUGUAGUGGGAAUCAAAAAGGGUGCUAUUGACAAACUAUUGCCCAUGGCCAUAAAUACCUGGAACUUUACGGAUGCCAAUGCAAUGGCAUGGCGCAUACUCAAGCAAUCCCGGGGUGGAGUGCGUCAGACUCGCAACGCUGUUGUCGAAGGCUGCACAAAGUGUGAGCAGCUGCAGUGCGACGGCACCGUUGGCUAUGGUGGCUCACCGGAUGAGCAGGGUGAAACGACAUUGGAUGCUAUGGUAAUGGAUGGUGCAACAAUGGAUGUGGGCGCGGUUGCAGGCAUGCGUCUCAUCAAGGAUGCCAUAAGAGUGGCCAGACAUGUGCUGGAACGCACAGCGCACACCAUGCUAGUGGGCGAUGCGGCAACAGAGUUUGCUAUAUCAAUGGGCUUCCGCUCCGAGUCGCUAGUGACGCCCGAAUCAAAGACCAUGUAUCAGCAAUGGAAGGCCAAGGACUGUCAGCCAAACUUCUGGCGUAAUGUGCAUCCAGAUCCCAAGAUAUCCUGUGGUCCCUAUGAGCCCACGGCUACACCGCUGACACGCUGGAAGGAGGAUCGUGCACGCACGGAAUAUCAAAUUGGUGCAAAGCAUCAUGAUACCAUUGGCAUGAUAGCCAUUGAUGUGGAUCAUCACAUACAUGCAGGCACCUCCACCAAUGGUGCGCGUCAUAAGAUACAUGGACGUGUUGGUGACUCGCCCAUUCCCGGUGCCGGCGCUUAUGCUGACAAUGAAGUGGGCGCCGCUGUUGCUACAGGAGAUGGCGAUGUAAUGAUGCGUUUUCUGCCCACACUACUAGCCGUAGAGGCUAUGAGAAAUGGCAAGUCGCCAGCUGAAGCUGCAGAGGUAGGAAUUCGACGUAUUCUCAAGCAUUACAAGGAAUUUUCUGGCGCCGUCAUUGCGGUAAAUCGGCUGGGACAGUAUGCAGCAGCAUGCCAUGGCAUGCGAGAGUUUCCCUUUGUUGUCAGCAAUCCAACUCAAGCGAUUCAUGUGGAAACAGUCAAGUGCUUGCCUCCAGAGCCAAGUGUGGAGGUGGUACCGCUGACAAAGCAAACAUAAACAAUUGUUUCUUUCAAUUGUUGAUACGUUGUUGUAGUGCUGCGAAACGGCGUCUGAUAUUUAAAUUUGAAAAAUGAACUGUGAACUAGUUCACAAGAGCUUAGACAAAAAUCUAAAUUUUGUUUUUUGGAAAUUAUU
Messenger RNA from Drosophila busckii, 1537 nucleotides. Its product is annotated as putative N(4)-(beta-N-acetylglucosaminyl)-L-asparaginase GA14866. The record is from RefSeq and is a predicted model, not a curated record. The transcript has a single exon. Gene Ontology annotation, biological process: protein deglycosylation. NCBI's taxonomy places the organism in Eukaryota, Metazoa, Arthropoda, Insecta, Diptera, Drosophilidae. Gene Ontology annotation, molecular function: N4-(beta-N-acetylglucosaminyl)-L-asparaginase activity. Bases 155 to 1399 code for a protein of 414 amino acids. Gene Ontology annotation, cellular component: lysosome.